CUAUUCAAGUGCUGAAUCUUGCCAAAAGUUGCUGCUGUGCUUGAAACCCACACGUCCCCUAUCAUUUGUUUUGGGGAGAGCCUCUGGAAAGCCACACUGACACGAUGGUGCUGCUGACUGCAUUUCCGUCUGGAUUGGCUCUAAGCUCCAGCAUGCUGUUGCUGUUGCUGUUUCUGGAAUUGGAAGCGUAGCACAUUCUCCACCCUUGCGUGCUUUUUUGCAGAUAUACAGAGCGGAGUGAUCUGGUGGGGGGGGUCUUUUUUGGUGGGGGGUGGAACUGAAGAUUGCAACCAAGGAUAUAAGGAGAUAAAAGAACAAUCUAGCAACAAUGAUCAUAUUUUUGGAGUCUAGCUUUUUACCAAGCAGCCUCACCUCUGGACCCCCUUAUGGUUGUUGAUUUGAAUUCUGGACACAGGGUUAAAGCUUCAGUCUCUUGGUGUAUCUGCUGGGUUUUCUGUGUGAAAUGGGAGGCAUUGGGGAAAGGGAUUUUCCAUGAUUCUUUCUUGGAGGUGUAAUUAAGAGGACUUGCUGAAAUUUUAAUCUAUGGUGGCCUGUAACCCUUUCCAGCUUUCACUUGGAAUAGCCCACCACUCUGGCCUCUCCAUGGAAGCAUCUGUGUAUAUCUGAUAUUAGACCAUAUUACAGAAGUUGAGGAGGGGGAUGGCUCUUCAUAUUCAUGAAGCCUGCAUAUUUCUGUUGCUAAUUCCUAGUUUGGUCACCGCUGCCUUCAACCAUGAAGACUACCCUGCUGACGAAGGUGAUCAAAUCUCAAAGAAUGAUAAUAAUCUGAUAUUUGAUGACUAUCGAGGGAAAGGUUGGUGUGGAUGACAGUGGUUUGUAUACAAACUGGGAGAGCGGUUUUUUCCAGGGCAUUCCAACUGUCCAUGUGUCUGUAGAGGAGGACCUGUUUGUGACCAACCAGAAUGCCCCAAAAUCAACCCAAAGUGUACUAAAGUAGAACACAAUGGAUGCUGUCCAGAAUGCAAAGAAGUGAGGAACUUUUGUGAAUACCAUGGGAGCUACAAAAUCUUGGAAGAAUUUAAGGCCACAGUAUUUCCAUUUUUCAUCGAGGAUGGGUAA
Molecule: messenger RNA, 1080 nt
Organism: Lacerta agilis (Sand lizard)
Lineage: Eukaryota; Metazoa; Chordata; Lepidosauria; Squamata; Lacertidae
Gene: VWC2L
Product: von Willebrand factor C domain containing 2 like
Biological process (GO): negative regulation of BMP signaling pathway
Cellular component (GO): AMPA glutamate receptor complex
Source: RefSeq, a predicted model, not a curated record